GACACGGUCUUCUCUACUUCAUUGCUGACCCAAGAGACCGUCUCAUAUGCUUCAUUUCUUCUCCUCUUCUCUUCCCCUUCGUCCCCGACAAAGCACCACAACUCCGCAAGUUUUCUCUUUUCUUUUUUCCCCUUCUCUCUUUCGCCUACUCCUUGUUCAAUCGAUUCUUCCCAGCUACGCGACUCUUCCUCGCUUUCUCGCUUCUCUCUCUGCGCCACUGUGGAUCAAGAAACAGCUUUAAAAUCCAAUCUUUUUUAGGCACCUGAUGCCUCGUCGGUAGCAGUAUAUUUUCAAUUCGUUAUUUUUUUAGAGCUUAGAAUCUACUGGCAGCUUGGAUUUUUCUUGGGUGGUUGCUCCCAGUGAUCGGCCGCAUUGCUUGCGUGGUGGCACACCGUCAGCUUUGGAGUAACCUGUAACUGCAAGAGUUUGUUUGGCGUGAGCAAUGGUGAACGACGGCGAGCAGGCGUUGACGAUCGCUCCCGCCGCCGCCGCGGAUUCUAGCGCGGAGCCGGCCCGCCACGUCGGCGGCGGCGGAGGAGGAGGAGGCGGGCUUGCGGAGGAGAGCUCGGAUGAGGAUAAGGGGAGCCAGCGCUUCUCCGACGCGGAGGACCACUCAUGGCGGUCGCACUCGCGCCAGGGCUCCGUUGCCCUCGAGGACUUCAUCUCGACGUGCGCGUCCGUCCGCUCCGGCGCCGGGGACGCGGACGCGGACGGCGGCGGCAGGAGGAAGUCGUGCGUGUCGGAGUGCUCGCUGGGCGACGUGGACCUCGAGGCCGGGCUGGCCGAGAUCAGCAAGGCCAGCCCGGACACGGCCGAGAGGAAUUGCCGCAUCUGCCACCUCGGCCUCGAGAGCGCCGCCGCCGAGUCCGGCUCCGGCAUGUUCCUCGGCUGCUCCUGCAAGGACGACCUCUCCUGCGCCCAUAAGCAGUGCGCCGAGACCUGGUUCAAGAUCAGGGGAAACAGGAUCUGCGAAAUCUGUGGCUCAACUGCAUGCAAUGUGGUAGGUAUCGGUGAUGCCGAGUUCAUCGAGCAGUGGAAUGAAUCAAGUAACACCGCGGCUUCGCAAAUGCCUGCCAGUGAACCUCGGAGGUUUUGGCAAGGCCACCGGUUUCUCAACUUCCUUCUUGCUUGCAUGGUGUUUGCUUUUGUUAUAUCUUGGCUCUUUCACUUCAAUGUCCCUGGAUGAGUUUUCCAAAAGAAAAUGUCGUAAUAAAAUCUUCAAAGCCAUUGUUACAAGUAAAUACUAGCCCAGCAUCAGGAAAUCCAAAAGGAUGCUGAGCUGAACUGAAAAUUUGAUGAAGAGGGCGUUGGUUAACAGUAAGGUUGAUGUUAGUUUUGUAGAAAGUUUAUGGCAUAACAUCCAAGAAAGAAGUCACUGUGUGAAGAGUUGGUCACGGUGAGCAACUGUGAAUUAUGUUGAUCAUCAGAUCAUCGGUGGUGGAAUUGAAAGCAGAGAAAAGAAAUAUCUCAUGCUUCGUUAACAUUAGAAUGGUUUGAACAAGUUUUUGUUAUGUGCAUACACAUAUUCUGUGUGUUAUCUGUGUAUUA
This is a messenger RNA of Oryza sativa Japonica Group (Japanese rice), 1548 nucleotides long. RefSeq lists its product as uncharacterized. NCBI's taxonomy places the organism in Eukaryota, Viridiplantae, Streptophyta, Magnoliopsida, Poales, Poaceae. The record is from RefSeq and is a predicted model, not a curated record. Gene Ontology annotation, molecular function: zinc ion binding.